GCUUGAAAUAACGCAAGAGGUUUAAUAUAUGUCGUCACGUUACAUGUUAUUGUGAACUUUACAUUAGCUUUUACCAAAGGAACUUGAUGUUAAAAACAAGAGAGAAUCUGUGAAAAGCUUGUCCUUGUCAGCAUGUGUUAGAACGAUGUAGAACAGUGUAUUGUUAACAAGAUUUUUUCGUAAAACUCGUACGAAAAUGAAAGACAUGAAGCAUUGCGGUCGGAUGUUCGCCAGUUCAAGACAUAAAUAUACCGUGAAAGGUGCACGGUGAAAUAUAAAAAGGAAUAAUGAGGAAAGCCAGGCCGGUAUUGACAUUUCUCUUAUUCCUGUGUACCAGUGGGGUACACUCUAGCACACUAUACCAGUGGAUUGUUGACAGUCAAACACGAUUCAACUAUGACCCCAAUCCGAACAAUAUGCUAGGUGUGUAUAACUGGCCAAGGACAUACAGUUCAGACUGUGGAGGAGAAAAUCAAUCUCCAGUUGACAUUCAGACCGACCUUGUCCGCUAUGGUGUCUCUUGUCAAUGUCCUCGUAUGAUUUACAACAGUAAUAUUCUACGUGGCAAGUUCAAAAAUAAUGGUCAUUCAGCCGAGUUUGAACCUGAAGAUGAACGAAUGUUACAGUUGACCAAUGUACCUUACCGGUCAGGAAUGUACAAACUUCACGACUUUCAUCUCCAUUAUGGCGGAGUUACCGGCAGGGAUUUCGAACUGCAGGGUUUGCGAUUUAGAGGAAGUGGUAUCAUGUCCGCUGGAUCAGAGCAUACAAUAGAUGGACUUCGGUUUGAAGGAGAACUUCAUUUCGUAUUUUACAACAGUAACUAUAAAGAUUUGGAGGAAGCUGACAAUAAGACAGAUGGAGUUGUAGUUAUUGUCAUUAUGAUUCAGAAAAUCCCCGGUGGGAUGUCAAACAGCGGUGAAACUUCACGAUUCUCCGAGUUUCUUGAAAUGAAUAUUCCAAGGAUAUUUCCCUACCAGGCGAACGCUAGUACAGAAGUUGACUUGACAAUGUUCUUUAACCGCGAUUGUGAAUUCUACACAUAUGCUGGCAGUACAACAACACCUACUUGCCACGAAUCAGUCCGUUGGAUAAUCCUCAAAGACCCUAUUAUGGUAACGGAACAAGCGUGGUUUUCGUUGACGGGUUUACAAUCACGUGGAGAUUUCAACUCCAGGUUUGGUAACUAUCGUACUACGCAACCACUAAAUCAAAGAGUUAUUGAGGCUAAUUUUGACAGACCAAGUGGCACUGUCCGGCCAUCUCCUAAUGGUGAGGCUAUAAUGAUGAUGAUGUUAGAUCUGAUGAAUAUGACAAUGGAGAUGAUGGCGCAAGAAUCUAAUCCUCGGAGUACGCCGAUGAUGUUAAUGGAUAGAAAUGCUUUGUCUCCAGUCGGAAAUGUUCGUGAUAUGCCAUUAAUGAUGAUGUCUAUGAUGCAAAAUGCAAAUGUCCCUAAUCUGAAUGGACAAAUGAGAGACAUGCCAAUGAUGAUGCCGAUGCAGAUGGAACCAAAUAUGCCGAUGCUGAAUGAAAAUGUACGAGACAUGCCGAUUAUGUCAAUGAUGCAAAUGAAUAGAGAUGGAAACGUACCGAACCUUAACGGAAAUGUCCGAGACAGACCGAUGCAAGGACCAAUAAACAUGCCAAAUGUAGAGGGCAAUAUUCGGCAAAUGCAAAUGAUGAUGUCAAGGUUAAAUAAUCCGAACAUUCCAAACGUAGGUGGCAGUAUGGCAUCGAUACAAAUGCCAAUACAAGAUGCAUCUAGCGCUGUAAAUAUCCAGGACAGACCAAUGAUGAUGAGGCCAACGUUGAAUAGUCCAAUGAUACCAAAUCUAGUUGAUGUAAUGUCCCAAAGAAUGGAAAUGGUACGAAAUUCCAACGUGCCUAAUCUCGAUGGAAACGUUCGUGGAAGAGGUCCUAUGCCGGAACCAAAUAUGCCAGUGUUCAACAGAGAUGUAUUCAGAAUGUUGACAUCUGUUAUGGGCAGUAGUAGAGAUGGUCCAAAUUUAGACGGAAAUGUAAGGAGAAUGCAACGACCAGCUUUCAUGAUGUCCCCGACUGCGAAUCAACAACAAAUAAGUACUGGUAAUAGGAACAAUAACAACAAUAAUAAUGGAAACAUGAAUAAUAAUAAUAACAAUAAUAACGAAAGUGGAAAUAUGAACAAUAAUAAUAACAACAACAGCAACAGAAUGAACGAUAUGAACAACAAUAUGAUGAAUACCAUGAAAAAUAUGAAAUCAAUUCCUUGGAAUGUCUGGCGUUAAAUUGCUAAUAUCCUGAGACGCUUGUUAAAUAUGGCAUUAAGUUAUUUUUCUGCUUAAUUAAUAUAGGUAAACAAAAGUUUCAUAAAACCAUUUGAAUGUUUCUCGAUAAUGGAAUAAGUUGAAUACGAAAGAAAAAACUGCAAUAAACUUGGAAAACAAAGACUUGCCGUACAUACCUCAUGAUAUUAAAUGCAAUCACUUUUCAUUCAUCAUGGCAUAUAUCAGACAUAUGAUAUGUCAGUUCUCGUAACUGAUGAUCAAAUGCUUGACUGUUUUAAGGUACAUACACUUACGGUCAAAGUUGGAAAGAAACAGAUUUUGUAACCAUUUUACACAGUGACUCAUUUAUACAUGGCAGAUAUUUGUGUGUGUUUAUUUAUUAUUUGUGUGGUGUUUGGGUUUAGUUAAUCAUGAUUUUUACCUCAACAAUUUACCAAACUUAUGUAUACGACUAAUCAAUUAAAGAAAUCACUAACGUUAAAAUGUUUGGCUUUGCGUAUAAAAAUGUACCGCUAACUUUGAUAACAUUUCAAAUUUUAUACAUAAAUACCAAAAUCAAAACUACUCGAGUAAUUUUCAAAUCAAAUGUUAAUAUAACAUCUUAUUUACUAGCCUCAAAUCUGGUUUACAUUUACAACUUUUUUUAGAUGGUUCAUAAUGCUACUUAAAAUGUUGGACAUGUAUCUAACAGAGAG
Molecule: messenger RNA, 2962 nt
Organism: Ruditapes philippinarum (Manila clam)
Lineage: Eukaryota; Metazoa; Mollusca; Bivalvia; Venerida; Veneridae
Exons: 9
Coding region: 288-2267 (659 amino acids)
Molecular function (GO): carbonate dehydratase activity; zinc ion binding
Source: RefSeq, a predicted model, not a curated record